GGGUGAGAGAGCUAUUGCUGAUUUCAUCGUUUUAACAGGUUUUUUCGUCUGGCAACACUGGUUUCCCGCCCUUUUUCCUGCAACAUAGACUACAAACCGCGCGAAUCAUCCCCUCCACCAAGUGUGGGCGCCCAUCAUGGCGGCCGUCUAUCGCUCAUUGCGUUGCUGAACUUCGCAGGAUUAACAAGGUCAAGAGGAAGUCCUGUCAGUUUAUUCAGAAAAAAUAUUCAACAUGGACGCCUCAUCGUCUGGUGAUGCUGAAAGGAGCCGGAAGAGGCGAAGAAGACGGAGGGCACCAUCAACAAGUUCCUCUUCUUCAAGUAGCUCGAUAGAACGGGCUAAUUGGCGGCAUUCUGCAAAAAGAGCUAAGUACCACAAUUCCGAUACUUUAUUAGAAAAUUUGUGUAACCAAGUUGAAGUAUUAACGAAUUUUAUGCAUAAUAUUGUUCAAAACAACGAAAUCCCAAGUCAAUCAAUUUUGCCGGGUGCUACAGAUAGUACACCCACGGCCACCUUAGAAACAGAAUUGCAAAAUGAGGGUAGUAAAGAGUUUUGUUUAAAAUCCUUGCAAACAACAUUAAAAGAAUCUGGUUUUGGUAAAACUGACCAGGAUCGAUUUGACAUCAUUAACUCUUUGCAACUAUUUGGGUCACCUGAUUGGUUGAACAUUAAUUUCAUUGAUACACAAAAAUCUUAUUUAUCUAAACCUGGUUUUGUCGAGUUGGAAACGAACGACGAUUUGAAACCAUACGAUAAAAAUAAAUUUCUACCCUCAUGUGAACGCACGUUCGCGGCUUUAUCAAAUGCCAUACUUUUACAAAGAGGAAUGUUGCAAAAUAAUGUUACUCAAUUGUUGACUUGGGUGAAGGACUUGCAGUCCGUCUCCUAUGAUGAAUUUAGUGCUAAAAUCAAGGAAUUAUUUUGUGAGGAUAAGGAUUACAAUGAAAUUUCUAACAAUAUUAUGCAAAUUAUUUGCGGAAAACGAGCUUCAAUCAUUAACAAUCGACGAACUGAACUUUUGAAAUCGGUUUCAAAUAACUUCACGGCUGAUAAAUUCAAAAAGAUCCCACCAUCUCCGGAAUUUUUAUUUCAGCCGGAUCAAUUUAAUUCUUUGCUAGAGAAAGAGGGUGGUCCUACAAAAGUUUUUCAAAAACCCCAACUUGCAAAAACAACUAAUGUUUCCUUUAAAGGACAACCUCCAAAAUUUGCUCCAAAGAAUCAAUAUUUAACCUCCUUUCGAGGAAAUACUAACGGACCAUCAGUUCAGAGUUCAAAACAAGACUUGUCAUCGCGAGGAAAACGAAAGUACUCUUAUGACUCAAAUAAAAAAUCUAGUGGACGACGUCACGGCGGAGAUUCCAAAAGACGUCGUUAUGAUUGACUCGAGAGUGUUUCAAGCAGGGCGCUUGAAACAUUUUCUCGAGAGGUGGGUAGCUCUAAAAACUCCAAAGGUGAUUUUGAAUAUGAUUUCAAAUUUUCGAAUACCAUUCGUAAAAAAGCCCCCGCUGAUUAUUCCAAAUCUAAAUUAUUAUCAGACUCCGGAUACCCCACAAAUGUGUAUAGAAGUGCAAAAAAUGAUCGAUUCGAACAUAAUCGAACCAGCUCAGGUGAGUCCCAGUUUUGUUUCACCGUUGUUCCUAAUAGAGAAGACGGAUCAAUCAUAUCGACCAAUUUUCAAUUUAAAAUGCCUAAACGAUUAUAUUUCGGUAAAGAAAUUUUAUCUUGUGUCGCACUUCGAGAUACCCAAAUUCCUUCAACCAGGCGAUUGGUUGACAAAAAUCGACAUGUCACAAGCUUACUUUCACGUGAAUGUAGCUCAAAGUCAUCGACGCUUCCUAAGAUUGAUUUUCAGGCAAAAACUAUACCAGAUGACAUGUCUUCCAUUCGGUAUAGCAUGCGCACCAAGAUGUUUCGCAAUGAUAACAAAUUUUUUAGCUCAAAAGCUAAGAGAAGUGGGAAUGAGGGUAGUAGUAUAUUUGGACGAUUUUUUGAUUGUGAACCAGAGCCGAAGUCUGCUUCAGCAGCAGACCUCGGCUGCAGUACACUUACUUCAAGUACUAGGUUGGAUCCUAAAUUUCGAAAAAUCUAUAUUGUGCCCCACGCAGGACCUAGAGUUCUUAGGGAUUCGAUGGGACACAGCCUCAAAUCGAAAAUACCUUCCUCAGCAGAAGGUACUAAAACUUCGUGUGGAGUUUCAGCGACUCUUAACGAGGAAAACAUGCUCAUUGAGGGAAGCCCAAUCGAUACUAGGAAGGUUGAACUUCGCAAAUUAUGUAGUCCCUCAAGGUCGUUUACACUGCCGCUUGUUUCAGAGUCACCUACGAAUCCUACGCCAGGGACAUCCAAAGCAACGACACAGCCUACCCAAGGAAGUAAUAGAGGAGCUGCAAUGGUGGCGUCGAUCGUCUAUGUUGCAGGAAAAAGGGCGGGAAACCAGUGUUGCCAGACGAAAAAACCUGUUAAAACGAUGAAAUCAGCAAUAGCUCUCUCACCCAUUCCCCCGGACAAGGCUCGGAGCACAAUGGCGGU
Ostrinia nubilalis (European corn borer) is the source of this 2529-nucleotide messenger RNA. RefSeq lists its product as uncharacterized. The transcript is spliced from 2 exons. The record is from RefSeq and is a predicted model, not a curated record. NCBI's taxonomy places the organism in Eukaryota, Metazoa, Arthropoda, Insecta, Lepidoptera, Crambidae. The coding region runs from base 233 to 1381 and encodes 382 amino acids.